This is a messenger RNA of Saccoglossus kowalevskii, 639 nucleotides long. RefSeq names its product sulfotransferase 1B1-like. The record is from RefSeq and is a predicted model, not a curated record. Gene Ontology annotation, molecular function: sulfotransferase activity. NCBI's taxonomy places the organism in Eukaryota, Metazoa, Hemichordata, Enteropneusta, Harrimaniidae.
AUGGACGAGAAGCUUAUCGCACCGGGCACUAUUGAAUACAAGGGUAUAACGUUACCCGAAAUCGUUAACACAAAGAUUCUAGAAUCACCAGAUAUCGUGAAAUGUCGCGACGAUGACGUGUUUGUUGUGAGCUAUCCGAAAGCAGGAACAACAUGGGCAAUUGAGAUUGUGUCUCUCAUAAUGAAUGGUGGCGAUGUUGAUGCAAACCACGCUGUACCACAACCAGAACGUAAUCCCAUGGUGGAGUCUUAUAUCUCUCGACCAAUGCAACUAUUUAUGCAUAUCAUGAAACUGUUACAGUGGAUUCUACCACGUUUCCUACACCUUGAAAACUAUGUAUUUGUACCCCCAAUCCAUGCAGUAUCUGCAUUCGAUGGACUGCGACAAAUAGAGCGAAUACCUUCACCAAGACUCAUCAAGUCACAUCUACCGUACCAAUUCUUUCCUUCACAAGCACUCGAAAAGAAAUGCAAGAUUAUCUAUGUUGCUCGUAACCCCAAAGACACAGCAGUAUCGCUAUACUAUAUGAUGCAACUUAUGCCUGUGGUUGGAAAUCACAUUAAGUCUUGGAACCAUUUUUAUCAGUUAUUUGUCAGUGGUAAAGGUAAGAAAAAUCAUAAUCCGUUUAACAUUAAAUGA